GCCGGAGCCCGGCGCGGGGAGAGUCCGGGCCGAUGGGCAGCUCCGGGCAGCGGCGGGCGGCGAGGCGGCAGCCCCGGUACGCGCCGCCCGGCGCGCACAGGCUGUAGCAGGUCCCGGCGGACGGCCUUGCGGAGGUGAAGGAAAUACUCAUGACCAGAUGUCUUAAGGAAUGCUGUUGGAAAGAACAGAUGUGUACAACGUUAUUAUGACGACAGAGAAGCAAGUUGGCUUUGGAGGAACUGUAUUCUGAGGAUGUUGUUUGCUUUGGGUUAAAAAAAAAAUACAACUACAGACAAGCCUUUAUAUCUGCAAGUAUUAUGGCGUGGUCAAUAGCAAUGUAAUUUGAUUUACAUCAGUCUUCCUGGUGAGACUUGGAGGCUCUUCCUCAGUAGACAUGAGUGACCCAAGGCAGUCACAAGAAGAGAAGCACAAGCUCGGCAGAGCCUCUUCAAAGUUCAAGGAUCCCCCUAGAAUCAUGCAGUCAGAUGAUUAUUUUGCUCGGAAGUUUAAAGCCAUUAAUGGCAACAUGGGACCCACUACUUCUUUAAAUGCCCCAAAUUCCAAUGAGACUGGCGGUGGUGGUCCGGCUAAUGGUACCCCAGCUGUGCCCAAGAUGGGUGUGAGAGCAAGGGUGUCUGAAUGGCCUCCUAAAAAGGACUGUUCCAAGGAGCUAACCUGCAAGGCACUGUGGGAAAGCCGGUCUCAGACCAGUUAUGAAAGCGUCACCUCCGCCAUGCAGAAUGGGCAGAGUGACCAGAGUGAAGGUCAGCAAGAGGAGCAGCUUGAUCUGGACUUCGUGGAGGCCAAGUACACCAUCGGAGACAUCUUUGUCCAUUCCCCUCAGAGAGGGCUUCACCCCAUAAGACAGAGGAGCAAUAGUGAUGUCACUAUCAGUGACAUUGAUGCCGAAGAUGUCUUAGAUCAAAAUGCAGUCAACCCCAACACUGGGGCUGCCCUGCACCGGGAGUAUGGAAGUACUUCGUCCAUCGAUAGGCAAGGCUUAUCUGGUGAAAACUUUUUUGCUAUGCUCAGAGGGUACCGAGUAGAAAAUUAUGACCACAAAGCAAUGGUCCCUUUCGGGUUCCCUGAAUUUUUCCCCUGUGACCCUGCAAUCUCUCCCAGCCUUCACGCAGCAGCACAGAUUUCUAGGGGAGAAUUUGUCCGCAUCUCAGGAUUAGACUACAUGGACAGUGCCCUCCUGAUGGGGAGAGACAGGGACAAGCCUUUCAAACGGAGGUUGAAAUCAGAGUCAGUGGAAACAUCCCUCUUUCGAAAGCUUCGAACUGUUAAAAGUGAGCACGAAACUUUCAAGUUCACAUCUGACCUGGAGGAGAGCCGACUUGAGAGGGGUGUUCGCCCUUGGAAUUGUCAGCGAUGUUUUGCACAUUAUGAUGUCCAGAGCAUUUUGUUUAAUAUCAACGAAGCCAUGGCUACGAGGGCUAAUGUGGGGAAAAGGAAAAACAUAACCACUGGGGCUUCUGCAGCAUCCCAGACUCAGAUGCCCACAGGCCAGACAGGCAACUGUGAGUCCCCUUUAGGGAGCAAGGAGGACCUCAACUCCAAAGAGAACCUGGAUGCCGAUGAGGGUGACGGGAAAAGUAACGACCUUGUCCUUAGUUGUCCUUACUUUAGAAAUGAGACUGGAGGGGAAGGUGACAGGCGGAUUGCGCUCUCUCGGGCCAACUCGUCCUCUUUCAGUUCUGGGGAAAGCUGCUCUUUUGAAUCGUCUCUCAGUUCUCACUGCACAAAUGCAGGUGUCUCAGUCUUGGAAGUGCCCAGAGAAAACCAGCCCAUUCACAGGGAGAAAGUAAAGCGCUACAUCAUAGAACACAUUGACCUUGGGGCCUACUAUUACCGAAAAUUCUUCUAUGGGAAAGAGCACCAGAACUACUUUGGAAUAGAUGAAAACCUUGGUCCAGUGGCAGUUAGCAUCCGGAGAGAGAAGGUGGAAGAUGCCAAGGAGAAAGAAGGAUCCCAGUUCAACUAUAGGGUGGCUUUCAGGACAAGUGAGCUUACAACUCUGAGAGGAGCAAUUUUAGAAGAUGCUGUACCCUCCACUGCUAGGCAUGGUACCGCACGAGGACUACCUCUCAAAGAAGUUUUGGAAUACGUCAUUCCAGAGCUGAGCAUUCAGUGCCUGCGACAGGCUUCCAACUCACCCAAGGUCUCAGAGCAGCUGCUUAAGCUUGAUGAACAAGGGCUGAGCUUUCAGCACAAGAUCGGGAUCCUUUAUUGCAAAGCAGGCCAGAGCACAGAGGAAGAGAUGUAUAACAAUGAGACAGCGGGACCAGCUUUUGAAGAAUUCCUUGAUCUGCUGGGCCAGAGAGUCCGACUGAAAGGAUUUAGUAAAUAUCGAGCUCAGCUAGACAAUAAGACUGAUUCCACGGGCACGCACUCUCUCUAUACCACAUACAAAGACUACGAACUCAUGUUCCAUGUGUCGACCCUGCUUCCCUACAUGCCCAACAACAGACAGCAGCUACUGAGGAAAAGGCACAUAGGAAAUGACAUCGUCACCAUCGUCUUCCAGGAGCCUGGGGCACUUCCUUUUACUCCAAAAAGCAUCCGGUCUCACUUUCAGCAUGUCUUUGUCAUAGUCAAAGUGCAUAAUCCAUGUACCGAAAAUGUGUGUUAUAGUGUUGGAGUUUCCAGAUCAAAAGAUGUGCCACCAUUUGGCCCACCGAUUCCCAAAGGUGUAACUUUUCCAAAGUCAGCUGUCUUCCGGGACUUCCUUUUAGCCAAAGUAAUCAACGCAGAAAAUGCAGCCCAUAAAUCGGAAAAGUUUCGUGCGAUGGCCACUCGAACAAGGCAAGAGUACUUGAAAGAUCUGGCGGAGAACUUUGUCACAACUGCCACUGUGGAUACUUCUGUGAAGUUCAGCUUCAUUACGCUGGGUGCAAAGAAAAAGGAGAAAGUCAAGCCAAGGAAGGAUGCCCACUUGUUUAGCAUUGGAGCCAUCAUGUGGCAUGUGAUAGCACGGGACUUCGGCCAGUCUGCUGACAUCGAAUGUCUUCUUGGGAUUUCCAAUGAGUUCAUCAUGUUGAUUGAAAAGGAUUCCAAGAAUGUUGUAUUCAACUGUUCCUGCAGGGAUGUUAUUGGGUGGACAUCUGGAUUAAUGAGUAUCAAAGUGUUUUACGAAAGAGGAGAAUGUAUCCUCCUGUCCUCAGUAGACAACUGUGCUGAAGACAUACGGGAAAUUGUUCAGCGAUUAGUAAUAGUGACAAGAGGCUGUGAGACUGUGGAAAUGACCCUAAGGAGGAACGGGCUGGGCCAGCUUGGAUUCCAUGUGAAUUUUGAAGGAAUUGUUGCAGAUGUGGAACCUUUUGGCUUUGCCUGGAAGGCUGGCCUUCGCCAAGGGAGCCGCCUCGUGGAGAUCUGCAAAGUAGCCGUGGCCACUCUCACACAUGAGCAGAUGAUCGACCUGCUCCGUACUUCUGUGACUGUGAAGGUGGUCAUCAUCCAGCCCCAUGAUGAUGGCUCGCCCCGAAGAGGGUGUUCAGAGCUCUGCAGGAUCCCCAUGGUGGAAUACAAACUCGACAGUGAAGGCACCCCCUGCGAGUAUAAAACCCCUUUCAGGAGGAACACCACAUGGCACCGGGUGCCCACCCCUGCCUUGCAGCCCCUCUCCAGAGCUUCCCCCAUCCCCGGCACGCCCGAUCGGCUGCAGUGCCAACAGCUGCUCCAGCAGGCCCAGGCCGCCAUUCCUCGAAGCACCUCCUUCGACCGGAAGCUGCCCGAUGGCACGAGAAGCUCACCCAGCAACCAGUCAUCCUCCAGCGACCCCGGACCUGGCGGGAGCGGACCCUGGAGACCACAAGUGGGCUGCGACGGGUGCCAGUCCCCUCUACUGCUUGAACACCAAGGCUCAGGCCCUUUGGAGUGUGAUGGAGCCAGGGAGAGGGAAGACUCCAUGGAAGCAAGCAGGCACCCGGAAACCAAAUGGCAUGGCCCUCCUUCCAAGGUCCUGAGUUCCUAUAAGGAAAGAGCUCUGCAGAAAGAUGGAAGUUGCAAAGAUUCCCCCAAUAAACUUUCUCACAUUGGGGAUAAAAGUUGCUCCAGCCACUCCAGCAGCAACACACUCUCCAGCAACACCUCCAGCAACAGUGACGACAAGCACUUUGGGUCUGGCGACCUGAUGGAUCCCGAAUUACUGGGGCUGACCUACAUCAAAGGGGCCUCCACCGACAGUGGCAUCGACACGGCCCCGUGCAUGCCCGCCACCAUUCUUGGCCCCAUGCACCUGGCUGGCAGCAGGUCCCUGAUCCACAGCCGAGCUGAGCAGUGGGCUGACACUGCUGAUGUCUCGGGGCCUGAUGACGAGCCGGCCAAGUUGUACACUGUGCAUGGCUACGCGUCCGCCAUCUCUGCCAGCAGUGCUGCGGAAGGCAGCAUGGGCGAUCUCAGUGAGAUAUCCUCUCAUUCCAGUGGUUCUCACCAUUCAGGAAGCCCUUCAGCUCACUGUUCAAAAAAUAGUGGGUCUCUGGAUUCAUCCAAAGUCUACAUCGUGUCGCACAGCAGCGGACAACAGGUUCCCGGGUCCAUGUCCAAGCCCUACCACAGACAAGGGGCAGUGAACAAAUAUGUCAUCGGCUGGAAGAAAUCGGAAGGCAGCCCACCACCCGAGGAGCCAGAAGUGACUGAAUGUCCCGGGAUGUAUAGUGAGAUGGAUGUCAUGUCUGCAGCAACUCAGCAUCAGACAGUAGUGGGAGAUGCCAUUGCAGAGACUCAACAUGUUCUGUCUAAAGAAGAUUUUCUGAAAUUGAUGCUUCCUGACAGCCCCUUAGUGGAGGAGGGGCGAAGAAAGUUUUCGUUCUAUGGGAACCUGUCUCCAAGGAGGUCGCUUUACCGCACGCUGUCUGAUGAAAGCAUCUGCAGCAACAGGAGGGGGUCCUCCUUUGGCAGUUCCCGGAGUUCCAUGCUUGACCAAGCCCUGCCCAACGACAUUCUGUUCAGCACCACCCCACCCUACCACAGCACGCUGCCGCCACGGACCCACCCCGCACCCAGCAUGGGGAGCCUGAGAAAUGAGAUCUGGUUCUCCGAUGGGUCCUUAUCAGAUAAGUCCAAGUGCACAGAUCCUGGCCUGAUGCCCCUCCCGGACACAGCCACAGGGUUAGAUUGGACCCACCUCGUGGAUGCUGCACGAGCAUUUGAAGGUCUUGACUCAGAUGAAGAACUGGGGCUGCUCUGUCACCACACGUCCUAUCUAGACCAGAGGGUGGCAUCCUUCUGCACCCUGACAGAUAUGCAGCAUGGGCAGGACCUGGAAGGGGCCCAAGAACUGCCCUUGUGUGUAGAUCCAGGCAGUGGCAAAGAGUUCAUGGAUACAACUGGGGAGCGUUCUCCAUCAACACUGACGGGUAAAGUUAAUCAGCUGGAAUUAAUUCUUCGACAACUCCAGACCGACCUUCGUAAGGAAAAACAAGACAAGGCAGUUCUCCAGGCAGAAGUGCAGCACCUGAGACAGGACAACAUGAGGCUGCAGGAGGAGUCCCAGACCGCGACCGCUCAGCUGCGGAAAUUCACAGAAUGGUUUUUCAACACCAUCGACAAGAAAUCUUAGCCAGUCCGCACCUCAUCAAGGGACUGUUGGGAAAUGCCUCUUGUCCUUUGAAGUCACAAACGUGGUUUUUAUGUGUGCUUUCAGCCAAUCGUAGAUGUCUUUGCUGUUCCAUUCUGUGUAGCACCAUUCACCACAGCAGGAUAGGGAGUCUCGACUCUUUCUCGGUAACCACAGCAGAGAGCAGCACCGAUGUGAAGAUGAAUGAAUGUAACUCCUGGUGUGAAGAUGAAUGUAAAUCCUGGCGAUAGUUGAGACCUUUUUCUUUUAGACUCUGCUAAAACAAUGCUCUGGCUUGGUUUUAUUUCCUAUAUAUCAGGUGACCUGGUAGAGACGUAAAGCAAUUUACCAUAGUUUGGGCUUUAGUAUUGUAAAAUAAACAUGAAAACAAAUAAUCAGACAUAUACUUUAAUGUUAAAGGUGCUCUAUUUUUUUGGAUGUACAGUAGUUUUAUUUCCACAGCCACAUUACCAUAGCAAUAAGAAAGGAGGCAUAGUAAAUAGUUGGAAAAGCUUUGUGGGGGGAUUAAAAAAAAAAAAAGCACUGAUGUGUUUAACACUAGUUCAAAUGCAGUUACCUUAGAGACUUAUUUAUUUGCAGGAACAAAUGGUGCCUGAAUAUUAACAGUGUUCUGAUU
Messenger RNA from Cebus imitator (Panamanian white-faced capuchin), 6197 nucleotides. It is a transcript of the gene SIPA1L2, whose product is annotated as signal induced proliferation associated 1 like 2. Gene Ontology annotation, cellular component: cytoplasm. Gene Ontology annotation, molecular function: GTPase activator activity; protein binding. NCBI's taxonomy places the organism in Eukaryota, Metazoa, Chordata, Mammalia, Primates, Cebidae. The transcript is spliced from 22 exons. The record is from RefSeq and is a predicted model, not a curated record. Gene Ontology annotation, biological process: activation of GTPase activity; regulation of small GTPase mediated signal transduction. The coding region runs from base 395 to 5563 and encodes 1722 amino acids.